This is a messenger RNA of Pocillopora verrucosa, 2074 nucleotides long. RefSeq lists its product as uncharacterized. The record is from RefSeq and is a predicted model, not a curated record. Lineage: Eukaryota; Metazoa; Cnidaria; Anthozoa; Scleractinia; Pocilloporidae.
UUUCAGAAUAUUUUUAAUUACUUUCGAACGUGAGGGAGUUUAAGUUACUGAGUAGUUUCAAAAUUUGUAGACCCGAAUUUCCAAGAGGAUGAAUGACCCUUUCAAAGGAACUUCUUUCGUGUUUAUAAUGGCAGUUAUACAGAUUCAAACAGAAGGCGUGAACAUCGGAAAAUGUUCUUUAGGAAGUUUUACUAAUGGAGGGCUAGCCUGUCAACGGGCAAUGAUGAUAGAACUGAAGCAGAAGCCCUUUAUGUCUUGCAGCCUUGGCCGCAGUGAACUGCAAAUAUGCCUUCGUAAACACGUGGAUCGUUGCGUAAAAGACGACAGUGUUCUGAAAGACAUGGCGGAUCAAAUCACCGAUUUCAUGCUCUUGUAUGCGUACAAUUGUGGGGACGAAGAAGUCAAUACCGGUAAUAUUGGCCCAUUCUUGUGGCUCAUCACCAAAUGCGCACCAGAACGUCUGAAGAAAGCUUACGAGUGCUGGAGAGAAUUCCACUCUGUGUUUAGUCAAUCAAGGAAUAACGUUACUAAUGCAUGCAGACCCUACGCCAAAGCGAAAGAGGACUGCAAUACGGUGGCUAGAGCAGCGUGUGAAGGACUCUGCGAUUACUUGAAAAUAGAUGAUUACAACCCCUUCUGUGCUCCCAAUUUCAAAGACCCGGUUAGCGGCACCAACCAGUCAGCUUGCACGGAUCUUCACGCUAAACUGGAAUGCCCCAUCUCGCUUAUUUAUGAAGAGGCCAUGGAAUGUGAAGAUGAAGGAGCUGCUAAAUUUGCCAAUGAAGCUGAUCACACCUGUAGCAAAGAGAAUGAUAGGAACAGAAAAUGCCUCGAAAAUAGACUUGGCACUUGCAGGACAACAAUGAAAAAUAUAGAGGACACACAGAAAGCUCUUCAAGCGACUUUGACUAAUGAGCGCCUGUUUUGCAACAACGUGAGCCUGGACACGAGCGAGCUGCAUCCUAGUGUGUUACCCCUUGUGGAUUGUGAUGACGAGUUCUUUAACGAGGCAGAAAAUUGCGCUAGAACGUUUCGUAAUACCUAUCAAACUUCAACAACGGCGGACCGGCAAAGCGGAGUAACUUGCAGCGUCUAUAUGAAUGAUUAUCAGGAAGCCCGGGAAUGUAUCAACAAUGCUCGAAAAAUUCACUGCAAUUUUCAACAGGAAGUUCUCGACACCACCGCCACCAUAAAUAAUCCCUUCUGUUCUCAUGGCAACACCAAACAUUCAAGUGCAUUGCUCCAGUUGGUUGCCAGCCUUGUGCCGCUCCUUCUCUUUCUUUCAGUAAAAUAAAUGCAUUCCUCUGCCUCUCGUUUGAUGAAACUCGACCAGCGGUUUGUGCACACCCUAAUGAACUUAUGUGAAUAGAGAUAAUGCCAUCGAUAGGAAAACUUAAAGUGUAAAUCUGCUUCGAGACCGCGCGAAACACAAGCCGAAAAAGAUCAGACGCAAAAUAACCUUGAUAGAAUUUACUAUUAAACAAAAAAGAAAGAAAAAAAACAUGAUUUGGGGAAAUUUUCUGCUUAUUCUAGUGCACUCUCUUUGUUUGAAUCUAUAGUUCUUAGCCGUCCGUUAACCUAUGGUCGAAACGUUCGACACAUGAUUGAUCAUUCAAAUUCAUUCAUUUUUGCCUAACUGCUGCUAGGAUGUUCGUUGACACCGUGAGAAAAUGGAGUUCCUUUUGGGUGGAACAUCUCCUUGUAGGCCAUUCGGGAAGUGCCUAAGCACCUAUGAGUGUGUGUACGCGAAUAUUUUAGAAUAUACAAAGAGACUCCGAAUAUCUGACAUCUUACGGCUAACAUAGCAUACCCUAGAACCAUACAUUAAAUACAGUUUGGCACUUUGUGGAAAGACGUCAGUCUAGUAGUACUCUGAGUGAAAUUGUCUGAUAAGUGGCACACAUUAAAUUGACUACAACAGUUUUGUUAAACGUAUUUACUUAAUUUCAAUUAAAUCCUUAUAAGCAAAGAAGAAUCCAAACAGAUCAGAAAAAAAUCACUAUUAGUUGGAAGGGUUGCUUUUCUUCCUACUUUCGUCAUUUGCUCCAUCAAAUGAAUAAAAUUUUUUUUUUUC